Molecule: messenger RNA, 605 nt
Organism: Penaeus indicus
Lineage: Eukaryota; Metazoa; Arthropoda; Malacostraca; Decapoda; Penaeidae
Product: ankyrin repeat and death domain-containing protein 1A-like
Exons: 3
Coding region: 13-486 (157 amino acids)
Molecular function (GO): protein binding
Source: RefSeq, a predicted model, not a curated record
CAGCUCCUGGAGAUGGCGCAGAGAGGAGACGCAGAGGGUGUGCGUAGACUAGCAGAAGGUGGCGUGGACUUGGAGGCGGUGAGCUCAUUGCCGGGCCAGACAGGGCUUCGAGCGCUGCACUUGGCCUGUAUUGCAGGCCACGCCCGCACAGUGCAAGAGCUCGUCAGAGGCGGCGCUGAUAUCAACGCUAGAUCAACAGAAGGGCUCUGUGCCAUCCACUACGCCGCCUCAGGAGGCCACAACGAGAUUAUAGGGAUUCUGGCAGCGGCAAAGUGCGACGCGAAUGCAGUGACGAGCGAAGGCGACUCCGCCCUCCACUGGGCAGUGCACAACAGUAACCUAUCGACCGUGAAAUGCCUCAUCAGAAGCGGAGUGGACUUCGCUCGCGGCAACAGGGGAGGCCUCACCCCCUUGGAUAUCGCAGCGGAAGUUCGGAAAGCAGACAUAGCAAGUCACUUGGUGGAGGUGAGUUCCUUCAUGGCCUGAGGUUCCACUGUUUGUGAGUGGCUGCGCUUGGUGCUUGCCUUCUGGUAUUCUUUGUGCACUGGCGGUAUGAGUAUGCGCAUGCAUUUCAGUGUGUGUGCACACAGACACGCACACGCACA